Messenger RNA from Suillus fuscotomentosus, 1384 nucleotides. RefSeq lists its product as uncharacterized. Lineage: Eukaryota; Fungi; Basidiomycota; Agaricomycetes; Boletales; Suillaceae. The transcript has 3 exons. Bases 402 to 1274 code for a protein of 290 amino acids. The record is from RefSeq and is a predicted model, not a curated record.
GAAAGAGGUUAUCGGGCCACCUCAGUGACUGAUGACUGUUUCCCCGGAAGUCCGAGUCCGACUAAACGAUACAGUCAGUACUCAGUUUCCAUCAUGCAGCACACUUUCGGACAAACUCAUUGAUCUCGUUAUCAUGCACUGCCCGAAUCCGAUAAUGUUCCAGAAUCUAUCUUCAUUCGUCUAUUAUAUUUGGUCUAGGGCUGUGGGGAGACUAUUACCAUGUAACAUGCGGCAUCAUAUGCAUGAGUCUGGGUUUGCGGGUAACUUCAUUACGGUCCCCAGCUUGUUUUAUGAGUCUUGCCAAUUUCUAAAUCCGUUCUGACAUUCAAGUGGACCUCUACACUGCAUCAGUGUAGAUCAACAAACUUGAUUCGAGGACACGCACUAGUCAUAUCAUCAUCAUGAUAGCCGCCUCCCCGACAGUCCACCCAUCUGGUUCAUAUGAACCAACCACUGUGGACAUUCUCAAAGUCAAACAAUACUUCAAGUUAUCUGCCAUUCCACUUCCAGAUGAACUCAUCGAUGACAUUAUCGAUGCUGCCUCCUAUUGGGCACACACAUCUCUAACAGUCGAUGGAUGCACUGUCGCCGAUGCCGAUACCGGCGGAGACACAAUGUACAUGCGUACAUUGCCUCUUGCAGUGCAGGGGACAGAAGGAGACUUCCUACUCGACAAAGAAAAUUUGCAGGGAGAAGGGUUUGUCCUCGGCGGGCUACCUCCAACUGAGCUAGAGUGGACAGCGCCCAUACGUACCAAACCUUUUCGCAAGAUCGAAUUUCAGUUAUGGAGUCAUGACCAGGGCUGGGGCGGCCAUCUUAGUUGUCGAGGAACGUACAAUGGUGCUUACUCCUGGUUCGAUGCCAGUGUUGAGAGACUUCACUCCACUUCGUAUUUCACCGAAAGCGUCAACUGGCCCUCUUCACUCCUCUUCACCGCAGUUGAUGCACAAAAUCUGCUAGACGAUGUCACGUUUACUCAAAAAGACGUCAAGCAACCAUUUUUACCUUCUCCUUCCACUCUCCAGAAAAAUAUCGUUGCGGAAGGUCAAACGACACACCAUAUCGUCACUUGGACGGACCUUGACGAUGUCAAAGAAGGUUCACCCGAAGCAAUUGCAGCUGAAAAUAGGGGACAAGGAUGGAAAUCCUACGAUGGUAGCUUUGUACGUGACUUGCAGGUCGGUGACUGCAUUACUUUGUGGAUGAGGGCUCGCUUCCCAGGCUGGAGGAACGAAGCUGUGAGGGCGAAGAUAACAACAUUUUGGGCAGUAUAGGCUGAUCUACUAGUUGGUGUCAAGAAAUGUAGAGACCGCCUUUUUUAUUAUGUAUAUCUGUACAUUUGAUGUGUAUCGUCUUUUCCACGUACAGCAGAUUUCAAUUAAGA